ACAUGAAUCCUCAUGAUUCCAGGCGUAGCUAAGGUUAGUCCAUCAUUAAUUCCUUAUUGGUCCAUUAAUUAGUUCAUGAUUAAUAAACUAUUAAUUCAGAUAUUAGUACAUCAUUAAUCAUGUACCCUUAUUGUAAAGUGUUACCAUAAUGUCUUUGUUUAAAAUUUGCUUUUCAUGUCUUUUAGAAGUGUGUAUGUGACCUUGACUUGAGGAAGACGGUCUCUGUGUCUAUGGAUGGACCCAAUGUUAAUUGGCGUUUUUUUGAGAUGCUGCAGCAGGAGCAUGCAGAGCAUUUUGGGGGUGCUCAGCUGGCAGUGGUGGGGAGUUGUGGCCUGCAUACUCUCCAUAAUGCUGUCAAAUGUGGAUUCACCGACUGGCAUAUGGAGAAGUUUCUAAGAGCUCUGCAUACAAUUUUUCACAAUGUGCCAGCAAGAAGGGAGGAUUUCUGUAAUCUCACAAAGUCCAAAAUCUUCGCUUUGCCUUUUUGUGCUCAUCGCUGGGUCGAGAACCUCCCUGUGGCGGAGAGGGCCCUUGUCAUCUGGCCAGACAUGAUGAAGUAUGUUGAGGCUGUUAGCACCAAAAAGCUUCCUAACCCUGGGACGUCCUCCUAUGAUACCAUUGCGGCGGCAACCAAAGACCCUCUCAUUCUGGCAAAGCUUCACUUUUUCAUGGCAGUGUGUCGAAGUGUAACACCUUUCCUCACCAGAUACCAGACUCAUGAGCCUGUGCUGCCUUUCAUUGGUAAUGACUUGGCUGAACUGCUGAAGAGUUUGCUGAGGCGAUUCAUCAAACAAGAACUUCUCAAUGAUGCCACACCUCGGCAUUUGGUCCGGCUUGAUGUUAGUGACAUGCAGUCCAGGGUUCAUCUAAGAGCUGUUGAUAUUGGCAUUGGAGCUGAGGCUGCAAUAAAGAUAUUUUGGAAAUACAUAAUGUGUGACCAGACUGCUCCUGGUGUCCCUGUUGUUAGACCCGUCUACUCAGCCCUUCACUGGAUAGAAGGAAAGAGGAGGGAGAGGAAGCUAUUUACUUAAUUUAGUCCCCAUUCAUCCUUAGGAACGUCAGCAGCAGAGUAGAUCCACUGAGGAGCUUUCUGUCCUCCAGUUCAGAAAGGAAUGCAUGGAGGGUCUGUCCAAAAUUGUGAAGAAGAUUCAAGAG
Cyprinus carpio (common carp) is the source of this 1155-nucleotide messenger RNA. RefSeq lists its product as uncharacterized. The record is from RefSeq and is a predicted model, not a curated record. NCBI's taxonomy places the organism in Eukaryota, Metazoa, Chordata, Actinopteri, Cypriniformes, Cyprinidae. The transcript has 2 exons. The coding region runs from base 231 to 1031 and encodes 266 amino acids.